AUGCUGAUCAUAGGACUGGAUAGGGCUUUUAAGGCUCGGGUGGCGCCUGAAAACACCAGAGGACUUUUCUCUCAUUUAUUACUCAACAACAGAUUCAUCAAUGAGGACCGAAUGCCGAAGUCUAAACACAUCGCUUUAGCACUCUGUUUUUUCAAGCUGGUGACACUGUUGGUACAAUUGCUAUUUACCGUCGGCAUCAUCAUGGAAAAAAUAAAUCCUGGCUAUUUUGAUAACACAGAAGAAUCCUUCCUAAAUGACGUUUUCUCUUGGGAUAUCAGCCUAGGAUACGUAACACAUGCGCUUGGAUUGCUGCUUCUAAUUGUGACUCUCAUCUGUGUUGUACUCAAUGUUACAACCAUUGCUGUGGUGUUGACAAAACAGAGGAAAUGGCUCUUUGGUCUUUCCUUUGUUACCAUUGUGCUUGGAGCUUUGAACGUAGUGAUUCUGGGUUUGUUGUGUCAGGUCCUAGACGUGGCUUAUUGCUGCGACAAGUCUCCUGACUGCUCCUACAGAACAGAUGUAGAUGCGGACACAUUCCAACAGUUCUGUACCAAGACAUACAGUAAUGCCAUUCACAAAGUCAUCGGUAUUUCUAUUGCCUACGUCAUCACUAUGAUAGCUCUACAGAUCGUGUGUGUGGUGUUGUCAGACCGAUUAUACAAACGACUUCAAGAGCAAACGGAACAGGAAAAUGAAGCAUCUGGGAUUUUUACGACUGUCUUGAAAUCUGCCACUGACAACAGAUUAAUCAACAAAAAGCGGAUGCCGAAUUAUGCCGGUCUUGUCGCUGUGUUUAUGAUGUUAACGGGAAUAAAACUAGUGAGCGAAGUGGCUGUAUCUAUUGGCAUCAUACUACAGAAGUUCGGUCCGGAAUACUUUCACGCGACAGAGAAGUUCUACCUCAACAGUAUAUACUCUGGGGACCUGACGUUAGGCUACGUCACCCACGUCACUGCCAUCGUCAUGUUCUGCGUCAUCGUCCUGUCGGUGGGACUCGGGGUACUAGGUUUCUUUGCUGUUAUUUAUGGUCAACGGAAACUGAUGUCUAUAAUGGUUAUACUGACCCUGGUACUGGCGGUUAUAGAAGUGAUAUGUGCUUGGGAUUGUUGUUUUCUAGUUCUGUCAUUUGUAAAACUGUGA
Messenger RNA from Pecten maximus, 1140 nucleotides. RefSeq lists its product as uncharacterized. Lineage: Eukaryota; Metazoa; Mollusca; Bivalvia; Pectinida; Pectinidae. The transcript is spliced from 10 exons. The record is from RefSeq and is a predicted model, not a curated record. The coding region runs from base 1 to 1140 and encodes 379 amino acids.